This is a messenger RNA of Necator americanus (New World hookworm), 495 nucleotides long. RefSeq lists its product as uncharacterized. NCBI's taxonomy places the organism in Eukaryota, Metazoa, Nematoda, Chromadorea, Rhabditida, Ancylostomatidae. Bases 1 to 495 code for a protein of 164 amino acids. The record is from RefSeq and is a predicted model, not a curated record. The transcript is spliced from 5 exons.
AUGCGUGUUCUGACGUGCCUCGUAGGAACUAAAGCGGUUCCCACACCGACGUUUUUACGACGACCAGUGAAAGAUAAGCGGAACCACAUUAGCUUCGUAAAUCCACUAUCCGUGGUCUAUGCUCUGGUGGUGCGGAACGCGCAUCAAAAUCGUCAAAAUACACUGCCUUUGAGAAACUACGAAGCUGUAGAGGUCUGCGGUCAGUGCCUGCCAAGAUGGGUUACGUACUACAAAUCGCCCGGUUCUCUUACCAACAUAACUCCUGUCAAAGUAAUGAGACCUAAUUCGGUAGCUGGUUGUAGACGGAUGAGCAUUAUUUGCACAACCCCUCCGAACGCCAGGAUGUCCUUCAUGACAUUCAACGGAAGUUUUGAUGGUCCCUACGCGAACAUAAACGCUACAGUAUUACUUGAAUGUAAACGAGACAAAAAAUGGCAUAUUAUUAAAAAUACGAGAUCUUUUUUCGUCACAUCGGUGAGAUGUUUCUGGGAUUGA